CUGGCAUCUAUGUUUUUGAUCUGUGUUGACGUUAACUAUACAUACCUCACUGUUGAGGAGUCGCACGCACAAGUAGUUCCAGUUGAUGAGAAAGGCAACCCUACUGAUCCAAUCAAUUACUAUCUAAUUAGUCUAACUAUUAAUUCUGGUAAAACUCUCAAAACAUGCAUUAAGGAGCUUCUUCAAAGCCAAAAAUUUUCUUUAGACACUGCUCAAGAUGGCUUUGGAGAAUGCAAAAGCGUCCUUGGUUAA
Messenger RNA from Gilbertella persicaria, 252 nucleotides. RefSeq lists its product as uncharacterized. Lineage: Eukaryota; Fungi; Mucoromycota; Mucoromycetes; Mucorales; Choanephoraceae. The annotation marks the transcript as partial. The record is from RefSeq and is a predicted model, not a curated record. The transcript has a single exon.